This is a messenger RNA of Apodemus sylvaticus (European woodmouse), 489 nucleotides long. Its product is annotated as serine protease inhibitor Kazal-type 10-like. The record is from RefSeq and is a predicted model, not a curated record. Bases 1 to 489 code for a protein of 162 amino acids. NCBI's taxonomy places the organism in Eukaryota, Metazoa, Chordata, Mammalia, Rodentia, Muridae. Gene Ontology annotation, molecular function: protein binding. The transcript is spliced from 7 exons.
AUGAAGUUAUCAUCACUAUGGUCCAAUGCUGUUUUAAUCAAUGUGGCCUUUGCUUUGUAUUCCGAAACUGCCUUCAUAUCAACACACAAACUUCACAUAGACUGUAAACCAUAUCUGAAUUAUAUUGACAUGUGUACCAAAGAGUAUUAUCCUAUGUGUGCAACUAAUGGAAAAACUUAUUGCAAUAAAUGUGUUUUCUGCAAGGCACUGAAACUUGACAAAAUGUCUUCCUCAUUAAUAUGGAUCAAAACCAUUUUCAUCCUGGCCUUGGUGGUUCCCCUUUAUUAUGAAACCACUUUUGCAUUUUCCAAAGAAGUUCAUCGUAAGCCGGACUGUGACAAGUACAAGACAUUCCCAAAUAAGUGUACCAGGGAAAGGUAUCCAGUCUGUGGGACCGACGGACACACUUACAGCAACGAAUGUGUUUUCUGCAACGCAAAACUAUCUGCUAAAGAAAAACUUGAUUAUCAGCAUCAUGGUCCUUGCUGA